AAAGUUAACUCAUUUUUAAACAAACUUUAUGAAGAACGUUGGAGCAAAUUCGGAUUUUCAUUUGGUGCUUUUUGAUGAAGAAAACAGGGCAGUUGGUUUUCACUCGAAAUCAGGAGGUCUCUGGUUUUUCUUGUAUUUCAGAGUGUAUCGGUGGAGUUAGAAUUUCUAUUUGGUAUGGUUGGAAAGCUUAUUCAAUUUACUACAACUUUCAUGAAGAAAUUGUAAACCAAAAACGACUAAAAAUUGGUUAAAUUGUAGGAACAAGUUAAAGAGGUCGUGUGCGCGCGAUUCUGGAAGUGGUUCUGUUUUGAGGGUUAUAUGUGUUUAUGCACGGGGAAUCAGAUUUAUAUGUCUUCAGGCCGAGAAGAAUUAAACCGAGCUUAUAGACCAAGGAUCUAGCCCAAGACUGUAGAGAUCGACUUCCCGGUGCCUGAUAGACUGCCUUAGUCUGCGGAAGCUUCAUUAUCGAUUGCCAGAGUCAUGCCACCACGUACUGGUAGACGACGCCGGCAGAAUCAGGACGGGAUGCAAGGUCCUACCCAAGGUCCAUCUGUAGGGGAAUCUAGUACCCUAGGAGUUCGAGGUGGUGCAGGAAACGAGCAGUUUGCGAGAACAACACAGGAAAUAGGAAGGACAGAUAGAGCAGAGCCUAGUGAUCCAGAAAAGGCAUACGGAAUUGAACGGCUGAAGAAGUUAGGGGCUACAGUGUUUGAAGGUUCCACAGAUCCAGCUGAUGCAGAGAACUGGUUGAAUAUGCUUGAAAAGUGUUUUGAUGUGAUGAAUUGUCCUGAGGAGCGAAAGGUUAGAUUGGCCACAUUUUUGUUGCAAAAAGAGGCUGAAGGAUGGUGGAAAUCUAUAUUAGCAAGACGCAGUGAUGCACGUGCUUUAGACUGGCAGACUUUUAGAGGCAUAUUCGAAGAUAAGUAUUAUCCCAGCACAUACUGCGAAGCCAAGAGGGAUGAAUUUCUGGGGUUGAAACAAGGAUCACUUUCAGUGGCUGAGUAUGAGAGGAAGUAUACCGAGCUUUCACGGUAUGCUGACGUUAUUAUAGCUUCUGAGAGUGACAGGUGCCGAAGGUUUGAAAGAGGAUUGCGUUUUGAAAUACGUACCCCAGUUACAGCCAUUGCUAAGUGGACGAAUUUCUCUCAGUUAGUGGAGACUGCCCUUCGUGUGGAGCAGAGUAUAACAGAAGAGAAAUCGGCAGUGGAGCUUAGUCGUGGGACUUCAACAGCUAGUGGAUUUAGAGGCCGUGAGCAGCGGAGGUUCACGCCUGGGAUAAAUAUUUCAAGCCGUCAAGAUUUUAAGAAUCGCUCUGGAGGCCAAGCAUCGAGGAACGUGAGUUAUGGUAGUGUUUUUCAGAGACAGAGCCAGAGAAUACCUAGUCAACCCAUUAGAUCAACAGUAAGAUCGCAACCAGGUCAGGAGUCCAUUGCUAGUACCGUCAGGCGAAUACCAUGCACGAGUUGUGGCAGGAACCAUCGGGGUCAGUGUUUGGUAGGUGCCGGUGUAUGUUACCAGUGCGGACAGCCAGGACAUUUCAAGAAAGAUUGUCCGCAGUUGAACAUGACAGUUCAGAGAGAUCAGGGAGUUGGGUCCCAGACAAUUGAGCAAUCGAGAGUUUCAGUGGUUCCAACAGAGGGUACCAGUGGUGCAAGGCAAAAGGGAGUUGUUGGAAGACCGAGGCAACAGGGAAAAGUCUAUGCUAUGACUCAACAAGAAGUAGAGGAUGCACCAGACGUUAUUACUGGCCGAGAAGAAUUAAACCGAGCUUAUAGACCAAGGAUCUAGCCCAAGACUGUGAGUGACAAAACCAACUUUGAAAUAUUUUCCAUAACUGUUAUUAUGAUUGAAUGCGAUAAAUGUUUAUUUACGAAGCCAUGAAAGGUAUUUGAAUUUCAUGACUAUUUUCAAGUAUACAUUUGGAGACUAGAUUUCUUAAAGAAAUUUAUGCUAGCACGUAGAUAUUAAAUGUUUGGAAAGUAUUUAAACCACAAUAUUUUAAGCAAAGCAUGAAUUAGUAUGAAGUUUUGUUUUAAGAACUACAAUUUUCCACGAAAGAGCUGAGUAAAGUUCGAGCUUUGUGUAAAAUUUAUAAGCAGGCAUGUUUUAAUAUUUUAUGAUGAUUUAUGAAAUUUUCAUUAACUACAUGACUGAGAUCUUGAGCCUGAGGCUAGAGAUUACCGUGUGCACACUGGUUAGAUUUCGUUGUUGACGUUGAGUGUACUCCGUAACAACGAUGCUGUCGUGAGUGCUGGGCGGGCCCCACUACGACAAAGACGAUGGGAGUGCUGGGCGGGCCCCACUACAUCGUAGUGCUUGUAAACGUUGUUGUACUAGGUGUACCCUACACAACGUAGAUUCGUCAUGUUAGUUAAAAUGCUUCGAUAUACUUGAUAUGCCUUGCUAGAUUUCAAUGAUGAACAUGCUGAGUAUUUAAGGAAGCUAUUCUUACUAUUACACAUUUACAUUUACGACUUGUAUAAACAGAUUUAUAUGUGUAAAGUUUUCACGUGCUGUUAUCUUUAAAUUCAUAGUUUUAAACUGAGUCACUCACUGAGCUUCAUAGCUCACCGUUUCCAAAAUGUUUUACCCAUUUUCCAGGUAGAGAUCGACUUCCCGGUGCCUGAUAGACUGCCUUAGUCUGCGGAAGCUUCAUUAUCGAUUGCCAGUACGUGUUUUGAGUUGGGCAUAAAGUCUGUUGUGUUGUGAUGUAUUCACACCCUUGUAUGUUAUAGAUACUCCACAGUUUGUAUAAGCUUUAGGAGCUGUAGUUGGGUAAAUUUUGUUGGUUAUAUUUUGAUUAAGGUGUCUUUAGGUUUACUCGUGAAAUUGGUAAAUUUUGAGGUACACUUCAUGUAUGUGUUUGACUAGCUGUGUUUGACUAGCCUAGGAUCCGAUGUGUUUUGUGGCAUGUACAAUAGUUUAUAUACUAGAUUGGCAAGUUCAUCACAUGAAAGUUUUAAGCAGAGUCGACAGAUA
This is a messenger RNA of Cucumis melo (muskmelon), 2979 nucleotides long. RefSeq lists its product as uncharacterized. The coding region runs from base 481 to 1788 and encodes 435 amino acids. Gene Ontology annotation, molecular function: nucleic acid binding; zinc ion binding. NCBI's taxonomy places the organism in Eukaryota, Viridiplantae, Streptophyta, Magnoliopsida, Cucurbitales, Cucurbitaceae. The record is from RefSeq and is a predicted model, not a curated record. The transcript has 5 exons.